This is a messenger RNA of Styela clava, 985 nucleotides long. Its product is annotated as eukaryotic translation initiation factor 1-like. Gene Ontology annotation, molecular function: translation initiation factor activity. NCBI's taxonomy places the organism in Eukaryota, Metazoa, Chordata, Ascidiacea, Stolidobranchia, Styelidae. Gene Ontology annotation, biological process: translational initiation. The record is from RefSeq and is a predicted model, not a curated record.
UUUUUACCUUGCCAGGUAUUUAGUAACGAGAACCUAUUUAGUGUUUAAAAAGAACAAGCAAAAAGCACUUGCAAAUUCUGUACAACAAGUAUCAAAGCACUUCCGCAUGAGUUCAAACCCCCUAGCAGUUCAGGAGUUUGACCCGUUUGCAGAUGCAAGCAACGUCAACGACUCGAAGCAGUCCACCCAAAGUGGAGUAAUACAUAUACGUAUUCAACAGAGAAAUGGUCGUAAAACGCUGACUACUGUACAGGGAAUCGGAGAAGAUUAUGACAAGAAAAAAAUUAUAAAGAAAUGUAAGAAAGAAUUUGCUUGCAACGGAACGGUAGUUGACCAUCCUGAGUAUGGCGAAGUGGUCCAGUUGCAAGGUGAUCAACGCUACAAGAUCUCUGAGUUCCUUGUCAAAGUUGGCAUUGCAAAACAGGAUCAGCUGAAGCUGCAUGGAUUUUAGGCUUCUAAUGGGAGGAUUUUAUCUGUAUAUAAACAAGCUUUUGAUUUGAUGUUGACAUUCUUUUUUUGUCAUCAUGUUUUUGUGACUGAAAUUUAUAUUGUUGAAAUGAAUGUAUUGCUUUGCUAAACAAAAAUAUAGGAAUUGAUUUUGUAACAUAAAUAGAAUAAUGGAUUUGGUGUAAUAAUGGUGUGUUCCAUUUUUUCCAUGUCGCCUUUGUGUUACUGGAAUUGUCAUGUUCGUUAUAAAGCAUAUUACAUGCAGCAUAUGUCCUAGUAGUCUCAAUAUUUCGAAACAACAUGGGUAUGGAUGAUAAUGCACAAAUGGAAAAUACACAAAUUUCACUUUCCCGAUGUUAAUUCAGGAUUUCUUAUGCAGUUCAUGUUUUAUCAAUGAAUUAAUGGCAUUCUGAUUACAAUUUUUGGUCCAUUUCGAUUCAGCCCCGACUGCCAUGUGUGUGUUGCCUAUACAUUCAAUUCAUUGUACAACUCUUAAUCAUUAUUUCAAGUUAAUAAAGACAAAUGUAAACAUCAGUAA